Apis cerana (Asiatic honeybee) is the source of this 1607-nucleotide messenger RNA. RefSeq lists its product as uncharacterized. Lineage: Eukaryota; Metazoa; Arthropoda; Insecta; Hymenoptera; Apidae. The record is from RefSeq and is a predicted model, not a curated record.
AUUAGUAGAAAAUAGAUAUUAGACGAAAGAAAUAUAACUAUAAAGAAGAAGGGGUAGAUCUCGGAGUGGGAAAUAACGAGCGUUGCAACGUCUGCGAGAGUCGUGUCGCUACUUCCGAGGAAAUAACAUCUUAUAGGAUACUUUGUAAGUUCAGGUAGCGAGGAAGAAGUAAUUAUAUUAAGAAUGUCAAGACCAAUCCUUAGCAGACCGCGCACGCGCGUGUAUGGAUGCAACUAUGACAAAGGGGAAUCAUAUUAUAAGCCAAUGGUCGAUCACUUGGAUCGAAAGUAUAGCUCACGACCACUUUUCUCCGAACCAAGAAGUUCGUUGGCUGACGAGAUUGCAGCCCGACGAGGUGACAUCGGCACGCGUGACCUCUCCGCCCCCCGCAACAGUCCCCUUGGACGUGACCUUGACCUUGAAUUAGAUCCUUCCAUCCGCUGCCCACAAUUGCCCGCACAAUUACCCUCGUUGGCCGUUGCCGACAACUUGUUCCCCGAAGACGAGGAUGUUGUCUACGACAGCCGUGGGCAGCGUAGUCGGCGCCGAUUCGCCGAGAAUUUCGCCAACGACGUCGCGGCGACGACGCAACAUUUGAAAGCGAAACUGGCCGCGAUCGGGUUGGAGGACGAGGUCGACGCCGUGUUGGGGAGAACGCGACGCGUACGCCAAGAGCAGGAGACUGGUCUCGACGCGAGGAGGUGCGAUCUGCGGGAUGUCAAGUCGAUCGGCGGCGAGGAGGCGGAGACGAGGACGUUCAAAAGGCGCUCCAAGCUGUUCGACGAGGGAGACCGUUCGGAGGAGAGCAGGCCGGUGCUCGCCAAGUGGUCGAAAUUGAUGGACGAGAGCGAGGACUCGGGCGCGGCGACGAGGGCCAGACAGACGAAAGCCCGUUUGAGCGAUCUCGAGUCCGAGAUGGAGGAGCUUGCCGAGAGGCAGGCGAAAAGGGAGCGCAGGGCAGCUGCCCUGAGAGCGUUGAUCAAUGAAAACACCGCGGACACGGAAAGUCUUCGGGAGCAGUCUGUCGUUAGCAAAAAGGUUUCGAUCCGUGAGCGUGCCGAGAAACACGUCGCCUUUUGAGUAGCUGAAAUAAGAGUAAAUAUUUAUGACCCAUCCAUGUGAAUCUCCCUUACCUGUUUAUCAUUAUUUUUAAAUGUAUACUAUCUUCUUUUCGAUCGACGCUCCUAAUGAUCCUACGGAUAUUCUUUGUAUGUACAUAUCGAUCAUCCCUUUCUUGCAUUGUAUCUGUACAAAGUGUAGUGGGGCAUUAGUUGGAAAUACGGUUUUAAUUAUCGGUUAUUUUAUAUAUAUUCGAUUGUAAUGUAUAAUAGAUUCUUUAUAUGUUAUCACACACGUGUAUAUACACGGAGUAACUUUUACUUUACGCUUUUACUUUAUUGAAAGAAGAUAUUUCUUGUUUAAGUUUGAAAAGGUUGUUAAAAAUACUAUCUAAGUAAAGGAUUAAUUUUAUUUAUAUACUUUUAUCGUUGUUAGGCUUGUUAGGGUUCAAAUUGCAAUAAAAUAAGAAAGACAUUUUCUUAAUGUUAUUGUAUGUAUGCAUUCUUCUUAUUUGUAAAUAAAUAUUGUUCUUCAUUUGUGCCACGACA